AUGUUGGCUGGCAAAGGUAUUCGUGCCGUUGCGGUGAUGUGGGCGAUGACUUUUAUCUCUUUCAUUCUGGUCCCUCUCCGACUCUAUACACGAGUAUACAUUAUCGAAGCACUCGGAGUAGAUGACCAUGUGUUCAACUUGGCUUGGGUGUUUCUGCUCCUAUACACUAUCUUUAUCACAAUCGCAGGCGUGCACGGAUUCGGACAGCCCAUAUCCACCUUGCCUAUAGACUCGGCUGUUCAAGCUGUCUACAACGAAAUGAUUGGACAGACCUUUGCAGUGAUAGGAAUGGCUAUUGCGAAGCUUUCGCUGGGUCUUUUUUUGCUACGCAUUGUGGUUAAGCAAUGGCAUCGCCUCUCCAUUUGGGUCUCAAUGGUCAGUCUGUCGAUUGUGUCCGUGAUGACAGCAAUUAUUUUCUGGACCCAGCGUGUGCCGUCCAAAUCCAUAUACGACCCUCGCGUCCCAGGGCGUAGCAUUAUCAAUGUCACGCCAUUCUCUAUCUUGCUUGGGUCAUGGUGUGCUGCUGUGGACUUCUAUUUUGCCCUUCUUCCGUGGAUUUUCAUUUGGAAUCUUAAUAUGAAGUUCAAAGAGAAGAUGUCUAUUGCAAUCAGCUUGAGUUUGGGUUUUAUAGCUUGUGUAUGCGGAAUAAUAAGAACUAUCGAUCUGGGUGGCUUGUCCAGCACCAACUACACAGAGGAUACCGUCGACCUGGUCAUCUGGUCGGGCGUCGAAAUGGCCGUCACCUUGAUCUGCGUUGGCAUUCCCACUGUCCGCCCCCUCUACCGCGUUAUCGUCCAUGGUUCGAGUGUGAAGAGCUCAGACAGCAGAUAUAUCAAACAAGAUGACUCUUCUCAUUCGUCCCGCUUUCGCAUGCAGAACCCGACGAAGAGAUCUACAAUGUUUAGUGUCGCGCAGGAGAGUAUCACUGAGGCAUACAUUGCUCGCAAUAACCAGAGUGAUGAGGAAAUUCUUAUGGGUCAGUAUGGGAACAACAUUGGCGGCAUCCGUGUUCGUGAAGAGGGUUAA
Molecule: messenger RNA, 1026 nt
Organism: Penicillium arizonense
Lineage: Eukaryota; Fungi; Ascomycota; Eurotiomycetes; Eurotiales; Aspergillaceae
Exons: 6
Coding region: 1-1026 (341 amino acids)
Source: RefSeq, a predicted model, not a curated record